Rhodamnia argentea is the source of this 2019-nucleotide messenger RNA. Its product is annotated as ATP sulfurylase 1, chloroplastic-like. The record is from RefSeq and is a predicted model, not a curated record. The transcript has 5 exons. Gene Ontology annotation, molecular function: adenylylsulfate kinase activity; sulfate adenylyltransferase (ATP) activity. Gene Ontology annotation, biological process: sulfate assimilation. NCBI's taxonomy places the organism in Eukaryota, Viridiplantae, Streptophyta, Magnoliopsida, Myrtales, Myrtaceae. The coding region runs from base 359 to 1765 and encodes 468 amino acids.
ACCGCCGGCCGCCACCGCCACCACCACCACCUUCUUUCUCUUAUAAAAGUCUCUGAGCAGACACUCGUCGUACAUCCCCCUCUCUCUCUAUCUCUCUCUCUCUCUCUCUCUCUCUCUUCUGUGUUUCACGUUUUCCAUGUCCAGCUCAACCUCCACCAAACGCUUUAAAUCCACUUAAACGAAAUCUCUCGUCAUCCAUCUCCACCAUCUUCCCCCCUCCAAAAUAUCAUAUUCUUUCAUUUGUAGUGUCUCCAUUUUUCCCCUUUAUUUAAUUAUUGGUUGGUCCGUUUGAUUGAUGAUACGCCCCGCAUAAAGCUGCCGGCUCAAAAAAUUUGAUCUUCACCUUCCCACUCCAAUCAUGGCUUCCAUGGCCGCCGCCUUCGCCAGCACCGCCCCCGCCGCCCACGGCCACCGCCACGGCCUCCGCCCCCACCCGCCGAGCCUUUCCCUCCGCACCCAUUUCUCCCCUCCCUCCGCGGGACGCCGCGGCGGCGGCUCGGGGCUCCGGGUGCGGUCGGGGCUGAUCGAGCCGGAUGGGGGGCGGCUGGCGCAGCUUGUGGUGGAGGAGCCGCUGCGGCGGGCGAGGACGAGGGAGAGCCUCACGCUGCCGCGGGUGAAGCUGUCGCGGAUCGACCUCGAGUGGGUCCACGUGCUGAGCGAGGGGUGGGCCAGCCCGCUCCGAGGCUUCAUGCGCGAGUCCGAGUUCCUCCAAACUCUUCAUUUCAACGCCCUCCGUCUCGCCGACGGUGCGGUCGUGAACAUGUCCGUCCCGAUCGUGCUGGCCGUCGACGACGCCGACCGGCACAUGAUCGGCGAGUCCAGCAAGGUCGCGCUCUUCGACGCCAACGACAACCCCACCGCCAUCCUCAGCAACAUUGAGAUUUACAAGCACCCUAAAGAAGAACGGAUUGCGAGGACAUGGGGAACCACUGCACCAGGUCUGCCUUAUGUCGAAGAAGCCAUAACCAAUGCAGGGAACUGGUUGAUUGGGGGCGACUUAGAGGUGUUGGAACCGAUCAAGUACGAGGAUGGUCUAGAUCGAUUCCGACUCUCACCCGCAAAUCUCCGUGAGGAAUUCACUCGGCGGAAUGCGGAUGCUGUGUUUGCUUUCCAGCUAAGGAACCCAGUCCACAAUGGGCAUGCCCUACUGAUGACUGACACACGCCGUCGGCUUCUCGAGAUGGGGUACAAGAAUCCCAUCCUUCUUCUUCAUCCCUUGGGAGGCUUCACAAAGGCUGAUGAUGUUCCCCUUAGCUGGCGAAUGAAGCAACAUGAGAAGGUGCUUGAGGAUGGUGUUCUUGAUCCUGAGACAACUGUUGUCUCAAUAUUCCCUUCUCCCAUGCACUAUGCUGGCCCGACCGAGGUGCAGUGGCAUGCAAAGGCUAGGAUCAAUGCUGGGGCUAACUUCUAUAUUGUUGGUCGAGACCCAGCUGGUAUGGGCCAUCCAGUUGAGAAACGAGACUUGUAUGAUGCUGACCAUGGGAAGAAGGUGUUGAGCAUGGCUCCUGGACUGGAGAGGCUAAACAUUCUUCCAUUUAAGGUUGCUGCUUACGACAAAACACAAGGGAAAAUGGCAUUUUUUGAUCCUUCUAGGCCUCAAGAUUUCCUUUUCAUUUCGGGCACCAAGAUGCGAACACUUGCGAAGAACAAAGAGAGCCCACCUGAUGGCUUCAUGUGCCCCGGUGGUUGGAAAGUGUUGGUCGACUACUAUGACAGCCUGGCGCCCGCAGACAACGGCAAAGUUCCGGAAGCUGUUCCAGCUUAAGACAGGACCUACUGUAUGAUUAUGUACUAGAUUUGUGUGGAAGGAAAUCUGAAAACUCUCGACUCCUGGGUGCUCCAGAUCCAAGAGUUACACCUCAACUUCUCGAAAUAAAAACCAAGCAGGUCAUUGGUACAGCUAUAAAUAUAUGCAAGACUUGCCUGGAAUUGUUAUUGGGAGUGCUCAUUGUCGCGUGCAUGCGAGCCUGUUGUAACAUAUGGUGUUUGGUGUUUAAUGAAGUGCAGAUAGUGUCUUGU